This is a messenger RNA of Cuscuta epithymum, 1807 nucleotides long. The record is from the annotation of a GenBank genome assembly. Lineage: Eukaryota; Viridiplantae; Streptophyta; Magnoliopsida; Solanales; Convolvulaceae.
CCGAGUUCGAGGCCCUAUCUGACCCUUAUCCCUAAAUAAAUAUAUGCACACAUUAAUAACAGAAAUUGUAUCUAAUUAUAAAUAAUAAUACUAAUAAUAAUAAUAAUAUUAAUAAUAAUAACAAUAAUGAAUAAGGAGGAGGAGGAAUAAGUUACUAACCUUUUGAGGGGUUGAGAGGAGGUUGAAGGGGGGCUCGGAUGAAGGUAUGGGAGGAGGCAGGUGGGGAGGUGAAUUUAUAACAAUAAAACUAUCCUCCGAUCUGUAGCCAACCUAUCACGAAACUUUUUAUUUUCGGAGUUGGGAACUCCGUUUUGACUUUUUUUGUCAAAAAAAUUGGAAAUGUCUUAUUUGGAAACACGUGUUACAAAUAUGCUCUGUUUCGUCAUUUCCUCCAUAGAAUGGUAAACCAGAUCAAUAAUUGGAACAACAGCUUUUUGUCUAAGGCCGGUCGGGAAGUUCUUCUCAAAUCUGUUAUUAGGCUAUGAAUGUCUUUCUUCUUCCUAUGGAGUUAUGUAAGGAAAUUGAAACACUCAUGAAUGGGGAAGUCUUGUAAGGGAUUCGUUGGAGAUCUUGGGACUUUAUGUGUCGUCCUAAAAAUAAGGGGGGCUUGGGUUUUAAGAAGCUUAGAGAAUUUAAUAUUUCUUAUCUUAGGAAAACAAGGAUGGAGAAUUUUUUCUCAACCGGAGUCUUUAGUUGGGAAAGUGUACAGAGCCAGAUAUUUUAGAGAUGGGAGUUUUUUGACAGCUAAACUUUGGAAUAACCCUUCUUUUGUAUGGCAGAGCAUUUUUCAGACACAGGAGGUUAUCAGAAAAAGCUAUUACUGGCGGGUGGUUACUGGGAAGUGGUAGUGCUAUUAACAUCUGGACCAAGCCUUGGCUUCCGGAUGAAAGUCAACCCAUGGUGAUUACAGCACCCAUUUCGGGUCAAGAGGAGGACAGGGCAGAAAGUCUUUUUUGCAGUGAUGGGAGAAGCUGGGAUUUGGAUAUUCUCAAUGAUUCAUUUGAGGAGCGUGAUGUCCAAUUAAUCCAAGGUAUGCCGAUUAGCCUGAGAUCUAUGCCGGACAGAUUAUGCUGGCGCUGGGAGUCAUCCAGACUCUUUUCUGUUCGUAGUUGCUCUAGGGCAUUGAUUGGAGAGUUUGUGGGGGGAGAGUGGGUUGGAGGUGGUCGUCUACUGAGGAGCGGCCAUUUAUUGAGAAGUUGCAGUGGGAGUUUGAGACAAGAAAGAAGGACGUUUUAUGCAGAAUGAUUUGGGGCUGCUGGGAAUUAUGGUGCGAGCGGAAUAACAGGGUAUGGAAUGGAAGCUUGACAGAUAGCAAAUUGAUUUUGAUGAAGGCUAAGGUGUUUGUAGAAGGCUGGAGUUUGGCACAAAAGGGAUUGGGCAGCCAGGUUAAGGAGAACAGUGGUCUGACUUCAGUUUGGAAAAUGUCCUCGGCUGGAGGGUCACAUUAUCAAUCUCAAUCUUUUUCAUUUUAAGUUUAUUGCUAUUAUCGAGUCAAUAUACGACGCAUUUUCUAUAUUAACUCGGUAAUAAACUCUUUUAAUGAAAGCGUCUCGUUAUUAAUAAAUACCCUCGAUGAAAUGGAGAUACUCCUCGAUUGAGUACUCGAGAGGGAGAUAGUUAAAGAGAUAAUCGGGAUCGACGAACAUUUCAUUUAGUGGAUAUAAGCAAAACCAAGUCUCAUCUCUAAUUAAUUAAACCACAUAAGUCCAUCUUAUUGUUUAAAUAUACUUAAAGUUCAAAAAACAUUGUCAAACCCCUCUUUGUUACUAUUAUUUAAUUAAAAGAGAAGUAUUCAUUUCACUUUAUA